AAUGUCCCUCCAUAUACAAUAUUAUGCCAGGCUGCAACAAUGAACCUGAACGCCAGCAGCACAGAGGCCAGCUUAUACCAGAGCCACAGUCCCCCAGGAAUGAGAGCCUACCAAGACACAGACCAUCUUCCCAGAAACCCCUGGCUGGAACGUCAAAAUGGGGCCAACAAUGACUCCUUCAGCAGAAGCUCCAACCUGACGAGUCUGUACAAUGCUACCCUAGCCCCCACUGUGGCAUACGACCCCCUUGGGGGUCACACCAUCUGGCAGGUCAUCCUAAUCAUCUUCUUUACGGGGUCCUUGUCCCUGGUUACAGUCAUUGGCAACAUCCUUGUCCUGGUGUCAUUCAAGGUCAACAAGCAACUGAAGACAGUCAAUAACUACUACCUGCUUAGCCUGGCUUUUGCUGACUUGAUAAUCGGUGUGAUCUCUAUGAACCUCUACACCACGUACAUUAUAAUGGGCCAGUGGGCCUUGGGCAACUGGGCCUGCGACUUGUGGCUCGCCCUUGACUAUGUGGCCAGCAACGCCUCGGUCAUGAACCUGCUAGUCAUCAGCUUUGACAGGUAUUUUUCAAUCACCAGGCCCCUCACAUACCGAGCCAAGAGAACCACCAAGAGAGCCGUGACCAUGAUCGUACUCGCAUGGUUCAUCUCUUUUGUCCUCUGGGCACCGGCCAUUUUGCUCUGGCAGUUCUUCGUCGGGGAACGUACGGUCCCCCACGGUGAGUGCCGCAUCCAGUUCCUCUCCGAGCCCAUCAUCACCUUCUGUACGGCGAUAGCAGCAUUUUACCUGCCAGUCACCAUCAUGACUAUGCUGUACUGGAGGAUCUACAAGGAGACAGAGAACCGUACAAAGGAGCUAGCUGGUUUGCGUGUCUCGGGGAACCAGGGGGAGCCGACCAAACAGACCGGGAGCUCCCGCAGCUGCAGCAGCUACGAGCUCAACCAGCCAGCACGCAAGAGCUCCUCCCGGAGGCCGGGAGGCCGUUUCACCUUUUGGCCCCUGACCAAAACCCCAAAGUCCAGCAACGAGGGGGAGCCUGAGCACAGCAGCAGCGACAGCUGGAACAACAACGAGGCCGGGGCAUCCGAGUCAGACGAAGAGGAGAUACCCCAAGCCCGCGCCAUUUACUCCAUCGUCCUGAACAUGCCCGGCAUGAAGCGGGCCAUCAACUCCCAGCUCACGUCCUCCGAGGACCUGGAUGUGUCGGAGGAGGAUCCCCUGAAGCCCGAUGGAGACAGCGGAGCCUUAGCCAAGGACAAGGGUGACAAAGACUGCAACAGCUACCACCAGCGCUUCUCCAAGACACCUGUUCGGUCCAUGCCCUCCAUAGAGUUACCUAAGCCCCCUGACACCCAGACCCCGGCUACUAAGUCCUCCUCGAUGCCCAUCUCCUUUAAGGAUGCGGCCAUGGCCAAGCGCUUCGCCACCAAGGCAAAGACUCAGAUCACCAAGCGCAAGAAAAUGUCUCUGGUGAAGGAGAAGAAGGCCGCCCAGACCCUGAGUGCCAUCCUGUUUGCCUUCAUCAUCACAUGGACACCCUACAACAUCAUGGUGCUGGUCAACACCUUUUGCGACAACUGUAUUCCUGAGACACUGUGGGCCCUGGGCUACUGGCUCUGCUACGUAAACAGCACGGUGAACCCCAUGUGCUACGCCCUCUGCAAUAAGACCUUCCGGACCACCUUCAAGAUGAUCCUGCUCUGCCAGUGGGACAACCAGAAGCGCAACAAGUCGCAGUUUCAGCAGAGGCAGGCGGUGGCUUUCCGACGGAAGAUGGGGGGAGACUCGUAG
Molecule: messenger RNA, 1797 nt
Organism: Conger conger (European conger)
Lineage: Eukaryota; Metazoa; Chordata; Actinopteri; Anguilliformes; Congridae
Product: muscarinic acetylcholine receptor M3-like
Exons: 2
Coding region: 40-1797 (585 amino acids)
Biological process (GO): saliva secretion; G protein-coupled receptor signaling pathway, coupled to cyclic nucleotide second messenger; positive regulation of smooth muscle contraction
Cellular component (GO): synapse; dendrite; plasma membrane
Molecular function (GO): G protein-coupled serotonin receptor activity; G protein-coupled acetylcholine receptor activity
Source: RefSeq, a predicted model, not a curated record